ACAAUGAGUUGCGCUUGUGCCUGUUCUGUACAAUAAUUAAUGUCCCCUGGCCUGCAGUCAAAAGUUUUGUAAAUUUUCUAAUAAUACAUAUAAUGAACAUGGUUUUGUUGAUGGCUAUCCCUUUUCCUCUCCAACUCUAAUGUAGCACACCUGAUUCUAAUAAUUAGCUGGAUGAGAAGCUUAAUCAGGUUUGCCAUAAAUUGGGUUGAAGAGAAAACAUACAGGACAGUAUGGUGUAGAAUUUACUCUUAGUUAGCAUUUACAUUGGUACUACGGUUCCUUCUUAUUUCCAUCUUGAUAAGUGUAGCCGGCGGUGAUUUGAGGGUGUGCUAGACUUCGCGGGGAGGGGGGCUGACGCAAGUGAAAGUUGAAAGAUUCAUUCUUUUUAUUAAACGAUUCGAAGUGAUCCGAAUCCGUAAAGUGAGUCGAACUUCCUGUCACUAGUUGAAGAUAAGAUAUUGAACUGGUCCCGCAAAAUAGAAGACCUACCCUCGCGAUAAUUCUGAAGCUCGUUUCUAGUCACAGAAUAAUACAUAUAUAUAAUGACCUUGUGCAACGGCAAUAUUAAAUAACAACUCAGCCCUUGAGAGCUUUAAUAUUCUUUUUGCAUUUCUUCGGAUAACAGUCAGGACUUUAACAUGAAUGAGUGGAUUGGGUGUUUUAGGAGUGAUUAAUUUGGAUUAGUGCGGGUAGGGUUUUAAAUGGAUAUAGAUCGGAUAAGUUGCUUUGGUCUUUGGUCCACACUCCAGAACAGUGGGUGGCGGUAAUGUAUCAUUAACGUUGCUACCAACCGCCAAAAAUACCGAAGGAAAUGAAAGUAUUUGGGGGAAAAUGGCGUUGCUCGUAAGUGUUGGGGAGCUCCUAGAAUCAGAAGUAAUAGAAGAUCCAUUGUACAAAGAUGAAGGUCUUUGUGUACUUGGUAUAUUCGGUAAGACUGCAAUGCAACCCGGAUCCCCGAAAGAAUUUCUAAUCAACACGCUCGCGGACAAGCAUAUAUAUCCUCUAUUCGGGCUGAAUGAGACGGAUAAUCAAAAUAGUAGAAGCUUGAUUGAGGCGUACUACAGCCAAGAAAACCGAGUAUUGUAUCUGGUGCUAACUUCUGUUUGUGACAACAGACAGCUUUUGCAAGCAUGUGAGUCUUUGAGUAUGGGAAUCGGGCACUCCGAGGCGCACGAAUUCUGGAAAGGGGCAGAUAAACAGCAUUGUUUAGCCUUGCUCUAUCUCUUCUCGUUAUGCCAUGUUUUGUUACUGGUCCAUCCUACAUGCUGUUUUGAUGUCACCUAUGACAGAUUGUUUCGUGCACUGGAUGCACUUCGCCAGAAAGUCCUUCCCUUGCUACGUGCUGUCAUCAAGGAUUCCAACAUAUCCAAAGAAUGGAAGGUGAACUGCCGCCCUUGUCCUCCGCGCUUGCUAUUUGUAUUCCAGAUGAAUGGAGCCCUGAGAUGUAGUGGUGGAAAUGGUUCAGAUGUUUCUGGGGGAAAUGCUGAUAAGCCAAAGAAACACUCUCCACGAAGACGACUCCAGCAUGCAUUGGAGGACCAGAUAUAUCGCAUUUUCCGAAAAAGUCGGGUCCUCACCAACCAGAGCAGUAAUUGCUUGUUCACUGUGCCUGCUAACCAAGCUUUCGUAUAUGUGGUUCCUGGGCCUGGGGAGGACCCAGUUGGAGCCGUGCUGGGGCAGCUGCGCUCCAACUGUGCCCUGAGGGAAAAUGACACCAACACCUUAGUGUCUGGACCCAGGCGCUACCAACAAAUGCGUCAUUCUGCCAGACAACCGUCAUUCAAUGUAGAAAGCAGCAGCCUCUCAGGGGGCCAACUGGUUGACUGUAGUCUGAAGGAGUUCUUAUGGCAGCAUGUCGAACUGGUUUUGACCAAGAAGGGCUUUGACGACAGUGUUGGUCGCAAUCCGCAGCCUUCACAUUUUGAACUGCCAACUUAUUCCAAGUGGGCCCAGGUGGCCUACAGGCUGCAUCAGGUCAUGAUAGCCAACACGGAGGAGGAAACUGCCGAACUGGCUGUCAAAGUGCAGAGUCAGCUGAAAGUGCUAGAAGGCUUCUUGGACGCGGAUGCAAAGUUCUCUGAGAACCGCUGCCAGAAAGCCCUGCCCCUGGCACAUAGCGCAUACCAGUCUAACCUUCCCCAUAACUAUACCACCACAGUGCACAAAAACCAGUUGACACAGGCGCUUCGGGUCUACAGCCAGCAUGCGCGCGGAGUAGCUUUCCAGCGCUAUGCCUUGCAGCUGCAUGAGGACUGCUACAAGUUCUGGAGUAAUGGGCAUCAGCUGUGUGAAGAGCGCAGUCUGACAGACCAACACUGUGUUCAUAAGUUUCACCUGCUGCCCCAGCCAGGUGAGAAGCCGGAGAUGGAUCGGAACCCACCCAUCCUCAACCACAACAGCAGGGGGCGCUCCACCAGCUCAUGUAACUGUGGUCGAAAGCAAGCCCCGCGUGAGGACCCCUUUGACAUCCAAGCUGCAAACUAUGACUUUUACCAAAUGCUUGAGGAGAAGUGCUGUGAGAAGCUCGAGAGGAUCGUCUUUCCUGUUUUUCAGCCAAGCACCCCAGACCCAGCCCCUGCCUGCGAAGAAGCAUCCAGGCUUCCUGAGGCAGCACUCCCAGUUCCAACGUCAGGGUCAGAGCUAGGGUCAGGGCCAUCAGAAGGGGAACAACUGAAGGAAAGCAUCCCAGUGUCCAACCCAGUGUCCCACACCCCUGGGGAGAGUACCAGCCUCAGCCUGGCCCUCAGCUUGGGGCAGUCCACUGACAGCCUGGGGCCUUAUGGAGACGGAGGGGGUGGUGAGGGCCAGGAGAAGAGGCCUAGCUUGGUGGACCGUCAGGCCUCUACCGUGGAGUACCUCCCAGGUAUGCUCCACUCUGGCUGUCCCAAAGGCCUGCUUCCUAAAUUCUCCAGCUGGUCGCUGGUUAAGCUGGGCCCAGCGAAGGCGUAUAAUCCCCACACAGGCCUGGAACAGCCUGGCUUCCUGUCUGGCUCCUCCUUCCUCCUGCCCUGGGACGUGGUAAUUCGCUCCCGCUCCGAAGAGGAAGUAGGCUUAACUGAGCCCCUGGAUGGGGGAGCGUCCUCCUGGCCGGCUCCCAAUAAAUCCCUAGCGGGGAAACGAGGAAGUGCUGGAGGCCUUGGCCGUGGACGCAGGCGAGAUGAUGUGGCCCGGGCUUUCGUGGGCUUUGAAUACGAGGAUAGUAGGGGCCGGCGUUUUCUCAGUUCAGGACCUGAUAAAGUGGUGAAAGUGCUGGGGCCUGGAGGGGCCAAAGAGCCCGCCACCAGGGCCCUGAACACAGACAUGCCCCUAUACAUCCCCUCUCCGGCCCAGGGCCGUGGCCUGAAGCCCCACUACGCCCAGCUUGCACGUCUCUUCAUUGUUGUACCCGAUGCUCCCUUGGAGAUAACACUCAACCCACAGGUCCAACCGGGCCCCCCUCCCUGUCCCGUGUUCCACCCUGAGCAGACGGAGGUGGUACUGCCUCCCGAUGGCCUGUGGGUCCUACGUCUCCCCUACUCAUACGUCACAGACCGUGGUCCGUGCUACCCACCUAAAGAGAACCAGCCCUUGGCCAGCUACAAAGUGCUCCGUGGCAUCCUGCGUGCCAACACUGCCAGCCCUCUUCCACCACAGUAAACCGUACUCCAACUGCAUUGUGGCUCAUACACUUUUUUUUUUUGUUUUUGUACAGUUAAUUAAAUCUCAUUAGUGUUUUUUUUUCUUCCCUAAUAGACUAUGUUGAGUUAACAGGAA
Messenger RNA from Esox lucius (northern pike), 3753 nucleotides. RefSeq names its product SMG8 nonsense mediated mRNA decay factor (gene smg8). Bases 832 to 3636 code for a protein of 934 amino acids. Gene Ontology annotation, biological process: nuclear-transcribed mRNA catabolic process, nonsense-mediated decay. NCBI's taxonomy places the organism in Eukaryota, Metazoa, Chordata, Actinopteri, Esociformes, Esocidae. The record is from RefSeq and is a predicted model, not a curated record. The transcript is spliced from 4 exons.